GCAGGGUUCAAACACACGGCACGUGCGGAGCUGUUCUUUGUGCUUAAGCUGCUACACGGCUUCGACUUUGUAUAACCUGGGAGUUUGAUUCGAACACAAUCCACACCAUGGCAGAAGGAGAAGCUGAGUGGGAACUUAGCAAGGAGAAUAUUCAACCUCUGAGAGAGGGUCGACGCAUUGGUGCCUUACAGCAGGCAUUGAGCCAACAAGAUGGGUCAAGUCAUACUACAGUUCAACAGCAGAAACAAGCUUUUGAGUGUGAGCUUCGUAUGUACACUGGCGAUGACCCUCUUGAUGUGUGGGACAGGUACAUUAAAUGGACGCAGCAGGUGUAUCCCCAAGGGGGAAAGGAAAGUAACCUCUUGGUGCUUUUGGAGAGGGCAGUCAUAGCCUUCGCUAAUGAGAAGCGGUACCAUAACGACUCUCGCUACGUAAACCUGUGGCUCAAACAUGGGGAGAACAUCACAGAGCCGCUGGAAAUUUACAACUACAUGCACAGACACGGGAUUGGGGUCCAGCUGGCUGCUUUUUAUAUUGCCUGGUCAGAGGAGUUUGAAAAACAUGGGAACUUCAAGAAGGCAGAUGGUAUAUAUCAGCAGGGUGUUAGCUGUGGAGCUGAGCCUGCUGAUAAACUGCACCAGUACCAUAAGGAAUUCCAGGCGCGUGUGUCACGCCAAGUCAUGGCGGGCAUGAGGGAGAGUGAGCAGGAGGAAGAGAGCUUGGAGCCAACUCAGCCUCAGCGGUCUUCACUUGUGGACCUGAAGCCUAGGGGAAAGAAGACAGCAUUUGCCCCAGUUGUUAGGACUGGAGCAACCGUUAGCUACCAAAAACGUGGCCUGAGUUUCCAGCUGCCUGCUGCUGCUCACAGUGGUCAUAACAGUCGGGUAAUGGUGUUCGAUGAGAAUCAAGGUGCUGCAGUGGAGAAUUGCGAACCCAAGACAGAACAAUGGACUGCCCCACCCACUGGCAGGGCAAAGGAGAAUGAGAUCAUGCCUGAAAAGUGGACCAAUGUUAAGAUACCACAGAAGUUUGGCAGCAGUGUUGUGCCUCCAUCCGCCAAGCCUACCUUCCAGCCUUUUGUGGAAGAGUGUGAUCAGCCUCCUGCAGUAACACCUUGUAAGAUCAACCCCGCAGUUAACACAGUGCUGUCUGCUCGGAAGCCCUCCAAGGAGGAGAGUGCUCUGGAACUCCUGCAGCAGCAGCAUGCUGAGGAGCAGCCAAAAGAGCAGAGCAUGUACUGUAAGGAGCUGCUCUUCAGAGGUGCCACAGAGUUCUGCUUCGAGGAACUCCGGGCAGAGCGCUACUAUAAGAAGGUGUCACGGGAACUAGAAGAAAAGACAGCAAAGCUCAAGGCAUUUAAGGAGGAUCUAAAGAAACAAGUUGAGGCCAAGCAGAAGCUUCUUCAUGAACACAGUUCUCAGAUGGAUGCUUGUCAUGAGGUGAUACCCCCUGUGGAAGGUCAUCCAGUUCAGCAGGUUGUGGAGUGUCUCCCGGAAGCUGCAGCCCCACUGCCUGUCUCACCAUUCAACGUAUAUGAUGAAAAUGAAGGAGCAGCUUCUGCAGGAAGCAACCUGACUGCUCCAAAUGAGGGCCUUCCAUUGGAUAAGGAAGUAGACAAUACUGUGAAUGGACCAGCGACAAAGGUUAUGCCAUUUACUAUAUUCUGUGACAGUGACACAUCUGAACAGUCACAGGAAAGGGUCUCCAUCGCUGCAACAUCUAAACCACCAACUUGUCGAUCUUUGAACACCAUAUUGAAACCAAUCGUUGAGUCGGUUCCAAAACCUGAAAUUGAUACCUUGGAGAGAAUGAAGCCCAUAAGUGAGGAUUCCAUCCUUGGCAGCUACCGCAAUAAAACCCUGUGUCCUAGCCCAGAACACACACAUGACUUUGUAAGGGCUGUGCACCUAGCAUCUACGCCUUUCAGUGCCAGUCAGGGCGAGAGGGACUUUUCUGACUCGGACGGCAACCUCUCUGCUCUGCCGCCAUUUACUGCAGUGUCAGUCCAGACUCCUGCUGUAAAACAGGAGGACUAUGAGAUGGCUCUGCAUGGAGUGAAUCAACUCAGUCCCAUCCAGGAGGUCAGCCAGGAAAAUGGCCAGUGCUCAUCAUCCUCUUCCUCUCUGGAUGGGACUUCCUGUGUAAAGAUUAUGCAUUUGACUCACCAGUCAGAGCCUGAUACCCCAGAGCUGAUCCAUAUUGCCGCUGAGCAGACUGCCCAGGCAUUCCUGUCAGAAACUGAGAUGGAGAAUCCCUCCAGUGCAGAUUCCAGGAGGCGAGCACUGGAAAAACUUGAUCUUGAUGCCUUUCCUAACUUCUUCAGGAAAGCAGAACCUUUGCCUACGGUUAUGGAGGGUGAAGUGCUAUUUGAAGGUGAUGAGACCAUUGUAAUCUUCUCCAAGAUAGCCAGCGGUGAAAAUUACUCGGUCUACCUUGGAAAGACAAACAUUAAUGAAAAUGUUGUUGUCAAGGUUGAUCAUGAGAGCGUACCUUGGGACUUCUACAUUCAUGUUCAGUUGAGGAACCGCUUGGGCCUGGACUCCCAUAAGUACUUUGGCAGGAAAAGCAGUUGUUUCUUGUAUAAGGAUGGCUGCAUCACUCUACACUGGGGACACCACUGGGGCACACUGCAGGACUUCUUGGCCAGGUCUACCCUCCCACAGGUUGCCUCUCUGGUCCUGGAGCUGCUGGAGUUGGUACAGCAGAUGCACAGCUGCCAUCUACUACACGGGGACAUUCGACCUGGCACGCUGCACGUAUGUUACAGGGAGACCUGUGGCAGUGAGGAUAGCGUCCUGAAAGUGCUGGAUUUCUCACACUCUCUGGAUUUGGACCUACAGCCUGUGGUGAUAUCCACUGUUAGUCUUCCUGGAAUUCAGACCCUGCUUGAACAGGGUGUCCUGUUAUCCACCUCCAGUCCUUAUCAGGUUGACCUUCUAGGUAUUGCCGAAACUGUAUACAUGAUGUUAAAAAGGAAGAAGAUGAAACUUGUGAAAAAGGAAGCUGAGUGGAGGCUUGAUGAUGAUUUGGAAAUUUCUGGAACUCAUGAUGCAGUUUGGCAGGAUUUCUUCAAGAAAAUUCUCAAUGCAGAAUCUGCAUCUUCUGUUCUCACAGAGCUGCAGGAACUUCUAAAGAAUAAUUUCAAUGAUUGCAUUGAUGAUCAGCUUACUUCAGUCAUAUGGCUGCCAUAGACUGUUCCUUUGUAAAUGAAAAUUAGUCCAGUUACUUUCCUUUUGUGUAUUAUUGUUGGUUUUAAAAGGUCUUUGUUGUUUCUGGGGUAAGACUUUUCUCAAUAAAUGCACUUUUAUAUGUUGACAGGAUUUUUAAGUAGUGUCUUCAUACUUCAGCUUAGUUUAUGGGUGCUGUGUCUUGGGAGGGUUGUGGUGAUAACUAGCAUUUUUCUUCUCCCUGUGACUUCCGCUCAAAUAAGUCUUCAUCAUUAGCUCAAUCUUUUUUUGCGUACGUGUACUUAAAGUAACCUGACAGAUGACUAAAUUGUCCUUUUUUUUUUUUUUUCUUUUUUUUUUUCUUUUUUUUUAAAAGCACAAAAGGGGAAAAAUCUUUGGUACAGAAAGAAGGAAGAUUUGCCAAGUAAAUUGUUUACCUUUGUGGGUACCUGUGACUGAAACAAACAUGACUUAUUGAAAGAUUCCUAUACAAUCCAGGCAGCCCUGUAUCAGUCCUGAGUGCCAGUUCUCCUGUAUGGUCAGUGGUUAUUGUACAAAAAAAUCUUGAGCCUUCAA
Molecule: messenger RNA, 3743 nt
Organism: Scleropages formosus (Asian bonytongue)
Lineage: Eukaryota; Metazoa; Chordata; Actinopteri; Osteoglossiformes; Osteoglossidae
Gene: bub1bb
Product: BUB1 mitotic checkpoint serine/threonine kinase Bb
Exons: 23
Coding region: 108-3191 (1027 amino acids)
Biological process (GO): protein phosphorylation; meiotic sister chromatid cohesion, centromeric; mitotic spindle assembly checkpoint signaling
Cellular component (GO): nucleus
Molecular function (GO): ATP binding; protein kinase activity
Source: RefSeq, a predicted model, not a curated record